This is a messenger RNA of Saimiri boliviensis boliviensis (Bolivian squirrel monkey), 2682 nucleotides long. RefSeq names its product XK related 8 (gene XKR8). Gene Ontology annotation, biological process: phosphatidylserine exposure on apoptotic cell surface; apoptotic process involved in development; engulfment of apoptotic cell. Gene Ontology annotation, cellular component: plasma membrane. The record is from RefSeq and is a predicted model, not a curated record. Lineage: Eukaryota; Metazoa; Chordata; Mammalia; Primates; Cebidae.
UUUUCGUAUGGAAAUGAGGUUAACGCAUUCGCUGGAACCGAACGCCCUCCCCUCCCCCCACUCGGGUCGUUGGCGUGAACUCAGCCUCCCAGUGCCCUCCGUGUAUCUCCCGAUCCAGGCGCACGCAUUGUUGCAAAGUCCUGCACUUAGGGAUGAGAAUGUGCCUUUGCGUUUCGUUACUUUGUUUUGCAACAAUGCUGGUGUGAGGGAUCGAAGUCCUAGCUUGGGCUCUCGCCCUCUUAGCUUUCUUGGGCCUCUGGGCGCCUCAAACGUAAAACUAGGCCGUUUGAAGCCUGCCAAGCGAAGGUCUGUUGGUCUGCAGACUUGGCUGGGCUGGAUCAGGGGGUCCCCUGGGCAGGCGGCGGAAGCAGAGUCUCGGCGGCGUUGGGUUACGGGAGGGUCUGAGUGGGGGACUUGGGACAGCCGCGGGCCUCGCUCCUCCCCGGACGGGGCGGGACGGGGAAGUCCCGCCCAGCAGGCCCAAGCCCUUCAACGCCCCGAGGGCUGCGUCCGCCUCCUUCCUGCCACUGCGACGCCGGGCCCCGAGGAUAGGCCCCUGUCGCAGAGGAGGUGGAGGGGGCAGAAGCUGGCGGGCUAUGCCCGGGUCGACCCGCCCCGCCCUCCUUUGGGACCUGGUACUGGGCGUACUGGGCACCGCCGCCUUCCUGCUCGACCUGGGCGCCGACCUGUGGGCCGCCGUCCAGUAUGCGCUCGGCGGCCGCUACCUGUGGGCGGGUCUGGUGCUGGCGCUGCUGGGGCUGGCCUCGGUGGCGAUGCAGCUCUUCAGCUGGCUCUGGCUGCGCGGCGACCCCGUCGACCUGCACGGGUCGCAGCCCCAGCGCCGCUGCCUGGCGCUGCUGCAUCUCCUGCAGUUGGGCUACCUGUACAGGUGCGUGCAGGGGCUGCGGCAGGGGCUGCUGGUGUGGCGGCAGGAGGAGCCCUCCGAGUUUGACUUGGCCUACGCGGACUUCCUCUCCCUGGACAUCAGCAUGCUGCGGCUCUUCGAGACCUUCUUGGAGACAACACCGCAGCUCACGCUGGUGCUGGCCAUCAUCCUGCAGAGCGGCCGGGCUGAGUGCUACCAGUGGGUUGGCAUCUGCACAUCCUUCCUGGGCAUCUCAUGGGCACUGCUUGACUACCACCGGGCCUUGCGCACCUGCCUCCCCUCCAAGCCCCUCCUGGGUUGGGGCUCCUCCGUGAUCUACUUCCUGUGGAACCUGCUGCUGCUGUGGCCCCGAGUCCUGGCUGUGGCCCUGUUCUCAGCCCUCUUCCCCAGCUAUGUGGCCCUGCACUUCCUGGGCCUGUGGCUGGUGCUGCUGCUCUGGGUCUGGCUUCAGGGCACAGACUUCAUGCCAGACGCCAGCUCUGAGUGGCUGUACCGGGUGACGGUGGCCACUAUCCUCUAUUUCUCCUGGUUUAAUGUGGCUGAGGGCCACACCCGAGGCCGGGCCACCAUCCACUUGGCCUUCCUCCUAAGUGACAGCAUUCUCCUGGUGGUCACCUGGGUGACUCAUAGCUCCUGGCUGCCCGGCGGGAUUCCACUGCAGCUGUGGCUAUCUGUGGGAGGCGGCUGCUUCCUUCUGGGCCUGGCUCUGCGGCUUGUGUACUAUCGCUGGCUGCACCCUAGCUGCCACCGCCGGGAGCCUGAGCCUGACCAGGUGGAUGGGGCCCGGAGUCUACUUUCCCCAGACGGAUAUCAGCUGCCUCAGAACAGGCGCAUGACCCGGUUAGCACAGAACUUUUUCCCCAAGGUUAAGAAUGGGGCUGCUUCGCCAGCGAAGGGAGAGGUGAACGGCGUCCUUUGAAGCAGGAUUAGACCCAGCCAGCAGAGAUGGACAGUGACUCCGCUGGCAGAAGGCAGGCGAGGAUAAGCUAACGAUGCUGCUGUGGGCUCCAUGCACUCACCAAGAGUGGGACGCCUGUGCUGGGCCAGGCACCAGGGAUGCUGCUGAGUGGGGUAGAGGCCUGCCUUCAAGGAGUUCACAGAGAACAAGAUGAGAAGGGCUGGGCCCCGCAGAGUCAACAGCCCCAGUUAGGUCCAAGACACCUGGGGAGGAGAGACGACUCCCUUUUCUUUUCCCCCUGCCAGUUGGUAUAGCCGGUGCCCCAAAACCUCCUUGGCUACCUCUAAAAUCAUUGGUGUAGGUGCUGCCCCUUAGCUUCCCUAUCCUGGGCUAGAAGGCCGCAGCACCCCCAGGGGCCUGUCCUUCAGAAUUCUUCCUCCCUUCCCCACACCACUCUUUCAAUUCAUGAAACAAAUCUUCGCUAAGAGCAGUUUAUGUGCCAGCAACAUCAUUCUAUCCUUGCAGCCUGGAACAAGACCAGCCACCACCCUAGCUUCAUGCCCUACCUGCACCAACCAGUCCUGGGUUAGAUCUCAAAUGCCGGAAGCUGGGGAUGCCCAACUCUGGGUGACCCCAGUCAACCUCCAAGAUCUCGGUGAAGCUGGCCUGGCCUCUGCUUCUGCUCUCAAGGGGCUGCUUUUCAACCAAGAGCCUUGUGAGCCUGUGUUCCGGGCCUUGCACAGCUACUGAGUAUUUUUUAUUCUUUAGCCAGUGGACCUCCUACCUCAGAGUCUAUGUGAGGGGAAGAGAAUGUGUGUGCCUAUGUGUCUCUGCAAGUGACAGACGUGUUUUGUUUAACAGUAUUAUUAGGUUUUUAAAGCCUCAUGAAAUCCUCCAA